Molecule: messenger RNA, 405 nt
Organism: Scomber scombrus (Atlantic mackerel)
Lineage: Eukaryota; Metazoa; Chordata; Actinopteri; Scombriformes; Scombridae
Product: phosphoinositide-interacting protein-like
Exons: 1
Coding region: 1-405 (134 amino acids)
Source: RefSeq, a predicted model, not a curated record
AUGAUGAUGAUGCUCUCCACUGCAGUCACCACACCAACCAUGGAUCCUUCCUCCCAGGAUGGAGAGGACACUGAACCCUCCACACCUCUCAACCCUGUGCAGGAGUCCGCUCACCAUCGGGACGUAACAGCCGCAUCCUGCUGGCUGCUCUACAUGAAGCCGGUGGUGGCCAUCAGUAUUGGCACGCUGCUGUUUGUAUCAGGCACAGCUCUGUCCCUGCUCUACUUCACCCAGGUGGGAAAUGUCUCCUAUCUUCUGGGGCCUCUGUUCCUCUCUGUGGGUCUGAUGUUCCUGGUUACUGGUCUGGUUUGGGUCCCUGUGCUCAAACAGAAUCUGGAGCACAUGGCGCUCACUAAGGUCAACCAUGGCACUCCAGGACUCCAAGUGGACCACAAACACCACUGA